Messenger RNA from Anopheles aquasalis, 3065 nucleotides. RefSeq names its product Telo2 interacting protein 1 (gene Tti1). The record is from RefSeq and is a predicted model, not a curated record. Gene Ontology annotation, cellular component: cytoplasm. NCBI's taxonomy places the organism in Eukaryota, Metazoa, Arthropoda, Insecta, Diptera, Culicidae.
AUGGAUAAUUUCCCAGAGAUUUUUCUCAAAAUUAAGCCCCUUUUCGAUUCAAUCAUCAAACAGCCGACCCGAGAAGGGAUUACGGCACUCAACGAUCACCUCAAACGAGUUGAUAGCCAGAGUGUGCAGAUUCUACAGAACAUUUUCCUGCAGCAGCUGGUCAUACUCGUCGAUACGGUUCCCGGAGAGAAUCAAAAUGAACUGAAAACGCACCUGCUGGACUGCAUCGCUACGAUACUACAGAAAGGGCUGCUUCGUAAAGCGGUUGCUAUGAAAACAACUCUGCUCAUCGCGGUUAAACUUAUCUACGACGCAGAUACUGGGCUCCUUAAACCGAAUUUAUCCGAAGAAUACAAGCUAGCCGUCUUAAAGGUGAUUUCCAGCGUCUCGCGCCGUAUGCAGAGCGAACUGGUGGAAGAGAUUUAUGUGCGAGAAAACCUCACGCUACUCUCAAGGGGCAUUUUCGUGUGCGUUAGCAUCAUCGAUACCGAGCGAUACCGGAAGCUACGUUUUCAGGCCGUCGAUGCUAUCCUGUCGUUGCUACAAAUUCACGAUGAUUUCGAUUUCCACGACACGGUGCUCCGGUGUCAGGUGGCGGAACUUUUGUUCAUAGUGCUCCCGAAACUGCUGGCCACCUUCGUGACCAUCAUAAAUGGCGAUGAAAAACAAGGCGUUGCCGUGCAACGCAUAGCAAUAAAAGCGCUCGGGCGUACGCUGGGUCUUGUUUUUGAAGACUACGCCAAAGAAUCGACCAACGAGACUAUACACACGGAUCAGUUCCGCCGCCUGGUCGAGACGACGGUAGCAGCUAACAAAGAGGACCGAAACGUUUUAGGAGUGGGAAUUAAGCGGGAACAAAAAUCCGACUACUACAACAAAACGCAGCGAACACGUGAGUGGUUACUGGAGGCCGAGAAACAGGUGGAGAAACUGUUUCCAACCAUUCUCCAUCUGCGUGGUCACGAAGAGGAACUGAUACGGUUGGAGUUUGCAAAACUGAACUGUAAUCUGCUGGCCAACUGCACCUAUCAUAUGCCGACGUGUACGGUUCACUAUUUGCAAUCCAUCAUCACGCUGUGCGAGGACGAUUCGGAACGGAUUCGUGUAAUGUGCCAAAAUUGUCGCAACACCGUACCGAGCUUUACGCUUUGCAUCGAAGGUAAUCGCAUCGAUGAUAUGUUCUACGAUACGCUCGCUCAGGCCCCGCGUGCCAUCUAUCGAGGGGAGGAAAGGGAACAGAUAGCGAUCUUUCGGCUUAUCUCGGGCUAUCUAAGAUUCUUCUCGCCAUCCCAACUGACGAACGUAUUUUCCAAUGCAAUCAUCUUGCAUCAAUUCAUCGCAAUCCUGCUGGCUGGUGCUGAGCUGGAAAACGUGGACGAACUGGUACGCCGCGAGUACGUUUCCUAUCGAUUCGAGUAUGAGGAAGGCUUUCGAUUACAGAAAGAGAAAAAAGAAUCACGCUGGAUUGUGCUAAAAAACAUACAGUCCCCUCGGGCAAAACAGUGCUUUCUGCAAAUCUUCGACGCCCUCCAGCACCAUCACGAACAGUGCGUAAACACCGUGUUCAUGUAUAUCUUGGAAGAUAUUUUCACUUCUCGCAUUAACGGCAAUGGUUAUCUGUACAUUAUGAGCGAACUUGUACCACCGGCAGCGCAAGGCCAGAACUCCGCUGCUGGUUCGCUGCUGGAAGAAACGUUGAAAAGUGUUUUGGCUGAAGUAAUGCAAUCCUAUCACUGGCUGCUGGAACUAGACGAGAACGAUAGUGUGGCUGAGCAGAAGUACAAUACGCUCCACGUUUGUUUGGUGAUCCGUAUCAUCUCGAAAGUGGCCACCGCUAUGGCCGAUAACUUCAAAUGGUAUCUGUACGAUUCAUUACGAAUCAUCCUACGAAGUGCCAGCAGCACCUUGAACUGUUUAAACGAAACGGCAGAAAUGGCGCUCGAUACGAUCGCAACGGCUAUGGGACUGUCCAGUAUUCAACAGUUGGUUCACCGAAAUCUGGAUUACAUUUCACAGCACAUUACACGUUGCCUGCGCCGUACCGAGCACUUUGGCGAUGGUUUAGCUAUGCUAGAGUCUGUUUUGCGCUUCGUGCCAUACGAAUCUUCCAGCGUGCUCGAAUCAACGGUAACACCGAUCGUUAUGAACAUUCUCGAUAGCUACUCCCAGUACGGUGCACAAAAUUCCAUUCUCUGUUUGCGAGUUUUACAAAUCUUUAUUCACUCUAUGCGUUUGCGGUUUAAUGAUGAUAAUUCUGUUGGCGGCUCACAUCAAGCGACAUCGAACCUGGAAGGCGAAAGCCAAAAGCUAUCGGAACAAAUCAAGCGAUUGCAAAAUUUGCUUCGAAGAGAAAUCGCCAAUGAAAUCGACCCUUCAUUGGAAGACGCCGAGCUUGACCCAAUGGAGUGCGAUGAUAAGGAGCAAUCUGAGGACGUGGGAGAAGAAGGAGAAGGGCCACUGGAAGAAGAGGACGAUUACCAGAAGGAUGAGAAAAAGUUGCCGCCACACAUCAAGAUCGUACUCCGAAUAUUGACCGUCAGCUUCAAGUACCUUGCCUCAUCGAACGAUAUCGAGCGGAUUGUGGCACUUUCAACGAUCAACGAAGGCAUUUACAUACUAGAGCGGCACGAAAAUCAGCUGCUACCGCUGGUACACGACGUGUGGUUUAAUCUGACCGAACGGUUCAGUGACAAGAACCCAGCCGUCAUGAGGAAUGCGUUCGAGUUGCUUGUGACGCUAGCGAAGCUGGCCAAAGAUUUUAUUCGCAGACGUUCCCUAGAGGAAGUCUUUCCAAAAUUAUACAAAUUCAUGACGUCGAACUGGAAUGCCGAUUUCGGUGCUCAUCAGGUUUUUAAGCUACAGUGCAGAUUCCUGCAGUCCCUUCCGUGUCUGGUGCAGCAGCUUAAUUUCAACGAAAAACAGUUAGAUCAAGCGCUGGAAGUUGUCCGGCUGUACCUCGAGAAGAGCGAAAGGCGCGAACUGCAAAGGCACGCUUCCGAGUGCAUGCAGCACAUGAAAGCCGUUGACUCGUUGGCAGUCUAUCUAAAGGUAAAAAAAUAAAAAGC